UCAAUGUAUUAGUAUUCCUCAGUGGGCAUGCGGUGAGUUAAGCUGGUUUGGCUGUAGAUAAGCUCGGUGUAAAAUGACUUUUUGCCAUUAAAUCAUUUUUUCUCUUAGCCUCUACCCGCGGUAGUCGAAUUUGUUUCACCGCUGAAGCUCCUAAACCUUCUGCAACACACAUAAUAUUACAAUUUGAUCGGUUUGCCGUCAACCAUAACAGGACUCAAGAGGCAUGCCUUCAGUUGUGUCUGAGCUGUGCUAAACUGUAGUUCAUGGCGCAGUAUCUGUAUGAUAGUAUUCAUACCAAAUCAUUCACACCACAGGAGUUUCAGGUUGAAUUGCUCAAUGCCGCAAAAAAGAGGAACAUCAUUGCCUGUCUGGGACAGCAAUCCAGCAAAUCUUUUGUCGCACUCAAGCUUAUUCAGGAAUCCGCUAUCAAUGUUCGCCGAUGCAGUCAAAGGGAGAGGAAAUACAUAUUCUAUGUAUUGGAAAAGAAAGAAGAUAUCUUGAUUCAUUACUCCCGCUUGAUACAUUUGACUGAUCUGAAUUGUGUAGAAUUUUUAAAUCCUGAGUCUGCCCGGGAUGACUUAUUGUCCGCAAAGAAUCAUGCUAACGUCUUGAUUAUGACUUAUGAAACGUUAUUCAAGUUGGUUUGCACACACUCUGUUGUCUCAGCGAAGGAUAUACAUUUGUUGAUUUUGGACGAAUGCCAUUUAGCCAUCGAGCCGAAGCACUUUCUCAGUCGGACUAUGCCAUACUUACUGAAGAGUCCUGUAGACCUAGAUCGCAUCCUCGGGUUGACAUCACCGUUAUUCCUUUCUGGAGCUGUUCAUCCUGGAAAAGUGGAAGCCCAGGUGAAGCGUUUGGAAAAAAUAAUCCAUGCCAAAGCAGAAACUGCCUCAGAGAUUGUCUCAGCUCUUAGAUAUUGCCCCAAACCAAGGAAACUAAUCAUUGAAUGUGCUUCCAUGAAAAUUGUUCCUGAAAAAGAUUCAACUGUGGAUAAAAUAGUCAACGACUCUGCUGAACUUCUUGCAUUCCUUGAAGACCACAGAUAUGAUCCAGCCGAAAUUUAUGAUGAAGAAUUUCUUGACGAAAUAAAGGACAUUCCCGAUCCAAAAUCUGAUCCUAUUCAAAUCGUCAAUGAUUUCCUAGAAAUACUUCACACUUUAGGUCUGUGGUGUGCAGAUAAAGCUGCCCUCCUACUAUAUUUUAGGAUAGAAAAAUUGAAGGUGAAAACUCCCUAUGAACGGCACUAUCUUUUACUCUGCCUCGUCAGUUCCCUCAUGUUGAAAGUCAGAGCUUUACUGCAAGAAGCAUUCGAGUCCACUUCAGAGAAGGAGCGCAUUUUCAAACACUCAUCAAAUAAAAUCCUUAGAUUAAUAGAGAUAAUUAGUCAGUACAAACCAAUGAAGUCAAAAGCUGAGUUAGAGGAAGAAUUUAGUAAAUUAGAGGGUAUCUCUGAUUCGCAACUAAAUACUGGGCGCAUUGAAGAGACCAGUGAGGAAGAGGAGAAAAAUGAAAAGCAGGAAACAAUAAUGAAUGAUAUUUGUAGUAACUUAAAAACCCCGAGCCAAGACUGUUGUGGCUCAGACGUGAAAGAAAGUAGUGGUAUAUCCAACCUGGAAAUGGAUACUUCAAAUAAUUGUUCCAAAACCGUAAACGUAUUUUCCAAACAACAUGAUGCUAAUUUUAGUGAAGAAGCUUUAGAAUUGUAUUUUAAGAUGAAGUCUGAUAACAGUUCCAUAUCGAAUAAUCUCAAGCAUGAUAAUAUUUUAGACAGUGAAAAUGAAGUUUUUCCUAAAAGAACUAUCUUUAAUCAAAUUUUAAAUAGUGAAACAAAUACUAAUUUAUCAUGUUCACCAAUAAGUGAUUUUAUCAAAAAUCAAAACAAAAGUGUAAAUAUUUAUGAAAGUAAGCUUUGUGACAAUAGAACUUGUUUCUCCGAUUGUGAUAAAAAUGACUGGAACUUUUACCAAAGUUACGAUCCAUCAUAUAUCAAAGAAUCAUCGAGUGAUGAGGAGAAGCUUGGUGAAAUUACAUUUCCCACUCAUAAUUUGCAGUUGAUAAAAUCAUCGCCAGAAAAGUUUUCUCUCACUGGUUGUGAAGUAUGGAAGCAAAAUAAGGAAAUUUCUAACCACAUUGUUGUAGCCAAAGAUUCAAAUUGUGUAUCCUUCUCAGACACUUCCAAACAGUGGUCUGAUGAUGGAGAUUCCAACUCAAGUGUUGCAUCGAUCAGGGAAAUGAAGUUCCAAGACCAACCCAAACCUGAAGCUCAUGGGAAUGUAUCACUAAUUGACAAUGAAAGAAAAUGUGUCGCUCAGCUUGAAAAUAAUAGUGAAAGGAUUGAGGCCUCAUCAAAAAUGUGGAAUGAUAAAUGCAUGGAUAGUGUCGUAUCAUCAGUAAAUAAUGAUUUAAGUAUGAUGUCUUUUUCAAAUUUAUCUGUGAUAAACGGUAGAGAUAAUAAUGAUGAACCAACUCUUACAUUUAAUGAAAACCUACCACCGACUGUUACUGCCUGUGAUAAUAAAUCCUUAACCACUAGCUUAAGUAGUUAUAAUUCAAAUCUUACUUAUAAUCAAAAUUCGAAAUUGUUGAACAGGAGGAAAAAUUGGAGGCAUGACCCGAAUGCCCCACAAAGACUCACAACCUAUAAGUUGUUAUCCUUGGAUAUCACUGAAUGUAUCUGUGGUUUAAUAUUUGUUAAAGAUAAAUUUAUCGCCAAAAUAUUGUACCACCUAUUGAACGAGUUACGAAAAUCUGACGAAGACUUUUGGUGGUUAGCGCCUCAGUACACAGUCUGCAAAUCGGCUGAUCCAGUGAAGGAGCCGCAAGAAGCAGACUUAGAGCAUCAGAAGCAAGAAGAAGUCCUGAAAAGAUUUCGCAUGAGAGAUUGCAACGUUCUUAUAGGCACAGCCGUCCUAGAGGAAGGAAUGGACCUACCAAAGUGUAACCUGGUCAUUCGAUUUGAUCCUCCUGACAAGUACAAAUCAUAUGCACUCUCCCGAUGCAGAGCCCGUGCACCUGAUUCUUCCUACAUUCUUCUUGUAGACCACCAGAUCUCAAAAAGUUUCAUCCAAAGUGUUGCCCAUUAUACUGAAAUUGACAAUAUGUUGCUAAAUCGGUGUGCAAAUUUUGAACCCACUGAUGCAGAAGAAAAAGAAGCCGACUCAUACAAUGACGCUAUUCUUUGUUAUCAACCGAUACCAGGAGAGGACUUACCCUCUGUUUCCUUGAACACUGCCAUUGCUGUGAUCAACAGGUACUGUGCCAAACUACCUAGUGAUACCUUCACAAGACUAGUACCGCUAUGGAGUAUUAAAACUAUAGAAUUUGCUGGCAAGCUCAUGAGCUAUUGCAUUGUUCAGUUACCCAUCAAUUCACCGGUCAAGCACGAUAUUAUUGGCCAUCCAAUGCCAACGCCUGUUCUUGCUAGGCGAGUUGCUGCCCUGGAAGCUUGCAGAGUUCUUCACCAAGCUGGGGAAUUAGACAACUGUCUUCAACCUAUUGGGAAAGAAAGUUUCAGACUUCUGGAGAACACUGAGUUUGAGGAACCUCCAGAUGAAGUUGACCAAAGUAUCCCUUGGGACUCCUUGGAGCCAAGACCUGGAACCACCAAACGGAGACAGUAUUACUACAAACGGAUUGCUUCUGUAUUCAAUUACUGUCGACCAGGAGUUGGUGACAACGCACUUCUGUAUUUUAUCAGUAUGACUCUGACCUGUCCUAUCCCAGAGGAGCAAAACACAAGAGGAAGGAAGUUGCACCCACCUGAAAAUUCUCCCCAGGGUUUUGGAAUUUUGACUUUGAAACCCAUUCCAAAGAUCUGCUCCUUUCCAAUUUUCACCCGUUGCGGUGAGGUAGAAAUCAAGUUGAAACUAUGUCCUGGUUACAUCCAUUUGAAUGAGGAGCAGCUAAAUAAAAUCACCACUUUCAUACAUUACACUUUUACAAAUGUUUUGAGACUGCAGAAAUAUCUGAUGAUGUUUGAUCCAGGAGCCUCAGAAAACUCAUUUUUCAUCGUCCCAACAAAGAAAGCAGAUGGUAGUGGCAUUGACUCAGUGCACAUCGAUUGGGACUUCUUGGAUAUCAUUUUACAACGAGGAAAUGAAAAACCACGUUUGAUACCUGAGGAGGAAAGGAUUUCAUUCAAAUUCAAUGAGCAGUUGUACGCAGAUGCUGUUGUUACCCCUUGGUAUAGAAAUCAAGACCAACCUCAAUAUUUCUAUGCCGCAGAAAUAUGCUUCCAAUUAAAUCCUAGAUCUUUGUUCCCUGGAUCAGACUACAAAACUUUUGAGGAGUAUUACAGAAGAAAGUAUGGUAUAAACAUUCAAAAUAAAGAACAGCCACUUCUAGACGUGGAUCAUACCUCUGCUCGCCUUAAUUUCCUGACGCCUAGGUAUGUUAAUCGGAAAGGAGUAGCAUUGCCCACUAGCAGCGAAGAAACUAAACGAGCAAAACGUGAGAAUCUUGAACAGAAGCAAAUCCUCAUUCCAGAACUAUGUAUGGUACAUCCAUUCCCUGCAUCUCUUUGGAGAAAAGCAGUUUCUUUACCAUGCAUUUUGUAUCGCAUUAAUGCUCUCCUUUUGGCUGAUGAGAUCCGAUCUUUAGUGGCCACAGAGAUAUCGCUAGGCUCUAGAGAUCUUUCGCCAGAUUUUGAGUGGCCUGCUUUGGAUUUUGGAUGGCGACUGUCUGAUGUUCUGAAGAAGUCACUAGAGGAAAAGUCAGGACGAGAUCUGAAGCCGUUGAAUGAUAAAGAAUGUAAUGAGCCCUGCAACGAAUUGCUCUCUCAAGAAAUGAGAAACAAUGGCUUGGAGGAGAAAGAAUCGUGUAAUGGGUCUGAAAAUGACCAGAAAAUACUUGAAGGGGAGGCAGCAACCAAAAAUGGAGAGAACAAAGAAUUCAGUGCAGAUGAGCCAAAGGAAGACUCUGAAAAGGCAGAAGCUGAGGAGGAGAAUGGAAAAGGAUCGAGUGAUGAAGACAGUGGAGGGUGGAAUGUUGAAAUCGGAACUUGGUCCAAUGACAUGGCAGGAGAAUUUGGUCUUCCAGAUAACAUUACCAUGAUUCGUUAUGGGUCCCCGACCAGCUGGCUUUGCAAAGGAAGAAGCAAAGAGGGAAUGAAUCUAACCGAUGACAUGGACUCAGGAGAUGACAGCAAUAGCAUGGCCGAUUCCUUGCCUGACAUGCUGAUGGGGGCAACCACUGAUGAUGAUGACAAUGAUGAGAACAAUAAAGGUUUGAAGAUAGAGUUCAAAAAUGACUACCUGGCUGAAGCCCUAGAAACUGAUGACCAUUUUGUUGAUAUGAAAGCUGUAACUCAUGAGUCCGAGUGGAAAUGGGACUUUGACACCGGUGACAACGAUGUGGAUGUAUUGACAGAGAUCAACAGAUUUGAGGAAGCAACAGCAGAAAACAUAUUGGAGAUUGAGUCCAGCGGCAUGUUUGUGAAGUUGGAUGAACCAGCUCAUAUUUUUCGACCUUUAAACAAGCAACUCUGGAGCCAAAAAGCAUUGACCGGGGCCAAUGAUUUUCCUGUUGAUGAACAGAAAGCACCAAAAACUGAGAAUAUCAUUCCUCACAUUUCUGGCUCUACACUGGAAAAUAGUUAUCAAAGUAGCUCAGUGAAUAAUUAUUGCACGAUUAAAAACCUGGAUGAAAGAACCCCUCAACCACUGACAGUUUCAGCAUGUGUUGUGGACAGCUCACUGCCUGCCAAGCAGACAGAGAGCUCAUCAUCAGUGAAGAAGUUACCAUUUAUUUUAGGUCCUGAAACAGGAUAUGGUAUGCCACAAGAGAUAGCGGAGAAGCUCCAAAAAGAAUCCUGUCCACCAAAUCCUUGUCCAUCUCCUCGGGAUUAUGAGGCAGGAGACGACUCAGGAUCUCUAUCUGAAUCAUCAGAUGCUUUAGACUUCAGUUUUGACCUGCAACCAGACCUAGACAAUAUUCCAGGACCAAAUCCAAGUUUAUUAUUGCAAGCUUUAACUAUGUCCAAUGCUAAUGAUGGUAUCAAUCUUGAGCGGUUGGAAACAAUUGGUGAUUCAUUUUUGAAGUACGCAAUCACCGUUUACCUGUACUGUACUUAUGAAAACAUCCAUGAGGGAAAACUGAGUCAUCUGAGGUCAAAACAAGUUAGUAAUUUGAAUUUGUAUCGAUUAGGAAAACGGAAAGUAUUCGGCGAGAGUAUGAUAGCAACUAAGUUUGAGCCACAUGAUAACUGGCUUCCUCCAUGCUAUUAUGUACCUCGAGAACUGGAACAAGCUUUGAUAGAAGUAGGAAUGCCGGCUAGUUCAUGGAAUCAAGCAGAUCUCCCGGCUCUCAGGGACAUGUCGCCGGACAAAAUCAGAGAAGUCGUUCAAGAACAACUGGUGAACACAUUAACUUGUCUUGACUCUAUACCGUUGGAUAGGUUGCCUUGUUUCGUACCUUACAAUCUCAUUACACAACACAGUAUACCAGAUAAAAGCAUUGCAGAUUGUGUUGAAGCCCUUAUAGGUGCAUAUUUAAUUGCUUGUGGUCCAAGAGGAGCAUUACUUUUUAUGUCCUGGCUUGGGAUCCGAGUGUUACCAUGGAAAGAAGUCGAGUGCAUAAAUCCUGAGCAAUCAGUGAACCAUGUUGGGUGCAUGCUAAACAAAGAUAACAAAAUGGUUGAAUACACGGACAUAAAACAACCAAGUUCACCAUUAAUCCGCAAUCUUCCAAAUGCUAAUGCAGAAAUGAAUAAAUUACUGGAUGGUUUUGAUGUGUUUGAAAGGAACAUUCAUUAUCGCUUCUCUGAUCGUAGCUACCUUUUACAAGCAAUGACCCAUGCCUCAUAUUUUCCGAACCGAUUUACGGACUGUUACCAGCGUUUAGAAUUCUUGGGUGAUGCUGUUCUAGACUAUCUAAUCACAAGGCAUCUGUACGAAGACAAGCACAGGCACUCGCCAGGAGAACUAACCGAUUUACGCUCAGCAUUGGUGAACAAUACAAUUUUUGCCUCUCUAGCUGUAAGACACGGUUUUCACAAAUUUUUCCUGCAUCUUUCACCUGGUCUUGCCGAAGUUGUUGAAAGAUUUGUUCGGAUCCAGGAAGAGAAUGGACAUGCUAUCAAUGAAGAAUAUUAUUUGAUUGGAGAGGAAGAAUGUGAAGAAGUUGAGGAUGUGGAGGUACCAAAAGCCUUGGGUGAUGUUUUUGAAUCAGUUGCUGGAGCUGUGUAUCUGGACAGCAGUAUGUCUUUAGAUAAAGUGUGGGAAAUCUACUUCCGCAUGAUGAAAUCGGAGAUUGAACGAUUCAGCACAAAUGUUCCAAAGUCACCCAUUAGAGAAUUACUUGAACUUGAACCAGAAACAGCCAAAUUCAGUAAACCAGAAAAGUUGACUGAUGGGCGACGAGUACGAGUAACUGUGGAAGUCUUUGGAAAAGGUGCCUUCAAAGGCAUUGGACGAAAUUAUCGUAUCGCUAAGUGCACUGCUGCAAAAUGUGCCUUACGACAAUUGAAGAAAAAAGGUCUUCUAUCUCGAAAAGUGAAUUGUAUGAAUUUACCAAACCAUUCUCUUCCAUGAAACAUGUCACUUAACCAUGGAACCUUUUCUUCAUGUCAAACUAACCCAUAUCUUUCCCUGACUUCACUUGUCUGUUCACUUGUCGGAUUUUUUUCUUUUUUUCUAUCAUUGUUUCCGUGUAAUUUUCUGUUUCAUUUUUAUUAAGAUUUUGUUUUAAUAUAUUUUAGAUGUUGUGCUCUCAUAA
Molecule: messenger RNA, 7713 nt
Organism: Bemisia tabaci
Lineage: Eukaryota; Metazoa; Arthropoda; Insecta; Hemiptera; Aleyrodidae
Gene: Dcr-1
Product: Endoribonuclease Dcr-1
Biological process (GO): apoptotic DNA fragmentation; siRNA processing; pre-miRNA processing
Cellular component (GO): nucleus; RISC-loading complex; cytoplasm
Molecular function (GO): deoxyribonuclease I activity; ribonuclease III activity; protein binding
Source: RefSeq, a predicted model, not a curated record